AUGUCAAUGCAACUCACCACCGCCCCCUCCGUAAACAUCGGUCUCCUCAUCCGCCGUCCUCCACACACCGUCUUUGAAGCCCUCGCCGACCCAUCCAUCACCACCCGCUUCUGGUACACCAAAUCCUCCGGCCGAAUGACCCAGGGCGCCGACCUCGAAUGGCAGUGGGAAAUGUACGGCGUUUCUACUACCGUGCACGUCCAGACCGUUGAGCCGGAUCGUCUUAUCCGCUUCACAUGGGGCAUGUACGACAAGGAGCGGCCGUCGACGGUGGAGUUUCGCCUUAUUCCGUAUCAGGGCGAUACGUAUUUGAGGGUCGUGGAGACGGGGUUCACGGGGGAUGCGGAUAAUCAGGUUAAGAGGGCGGUGGACUCGACGGGCGGGUUUACCUUUGUUAUAAGUGCGUUGAAGGCGGCGUUGGAGCAUGAUGUUACGCUGAGUGUGACGGCGGAUGCGUUUCGAUCUGAUUUGGAGGAGUAG
Messenger RNA from Pochonia chlamydosporia 170, 480 nucleotides. Its product is annotated as activator of hsp90 ATPase 1-like protein. Lineage: Eukaryota; Fungi; Ascomycota; Sordariomycetes; Hypocreales; Clavicipitaceae. The transcript has a single exon. The coding region runs from base 1 to 480 and encodes 159 amino acids. The record is from RefSeq and is a predicted model, not a curated record.